AUUUUACUCUGAAAAUAGUAAUUUCCUAAAUUUAUGCAAAGAAAAUCCGAGUUCUGAUUUACUGAUUCACGAAGAAGAAAUAGAGAAAGAUUAAUCAAAGAACUAAAAAAAAAAAAACUCUCCUCUAUCGAGUUUGAAAAUUCUAUUCUUUCCAACUUUUUUACUUUUCAAAUUUUCAGUUUCAAAAUUAAAAAAAUCUAGGCGAAUAAGAUAGUAAAUUAAAAAAUAAAAAACUUCAACGAUAAAAUCAUUUGAGUAAAGUAAUAAGAAAGAAAAUGAAAUCCUAAAAGAAGAUAAUCGAAGCAAAAACAAAAAAAAUAAUAAUAAAGAUAAUCGAUGCUGCUAGGAGAGAAAUUUCAGAAUCCAAUACCCCUUUACCGUACGGCACCACCCUCUGCAGCUGCCGGAUCAGGAGGAGGAGGAGACGCAUCGCACAGGGAAUCACGAGGGACACGCGACUGCUGCAGCGGCGGACUACGAAUCGGAAUAGUCUGGAAAUUUAGGCAAACGAAAAACAGAGACAGAGCAGGAGGAAAGAGAGCACGCACCGCUUUUGCGAGCCUUGACGCGAGCGGAAACGGCGAACCAGACUCUCCUGACGGGGAAGAUCAUCUUAUGCCACCACUCCAUGAACUUUUCCUUGACCUUAAUCUUCCUCUUGUUCUUCUUCCGCUUUCCGCCGACGAGUCUGAACGCAAUCGUCUUUAACCCGGCCAGACCGGAAAAUCUAGAGACGCAGAGAGAGGAAGAGGAGGAGAGAUGUAUAAAAAUUCUGCAAUUUGGAUUCUGGGGAUGCAGAGAUAGAACAGAAGAAGAGAAAGGAAUGGAAAAAAAAAAAAAAUGGUGUGUUCUCCUGUGAGCAGUAGUUAGCCUUUCCGGUUGUGGUGUCGCAGAUAUAAAUCGUAUCACAAGAG
Rubroshorea leprosula is the source of this 914-nucleotide messenger RNA. The record is from the annotation of a GenBank genome assembly. Lineage: Eukaryota; Viridiplantae; Streptophyta; Magnoliopsida; Malvales; Dipterocarpaceae.